Plasmodium gallinaceum is the source of this 2166-nucleotide messenger RNA. RefSeq names its product radical SAM protein, putative. The transcript has a single exon. Gene Ontology annotation, cellular component: endoplasmic reticulum. The record is from RefSeq and is a predicted model, not a curated record. NCBI's taxonomy places the organism in Eukaryota, Apicomplexa, Aconoidasida, Haemosporida, Plasmodiidae. Bases 1 to 2166 code for a protein of 721 amino acids. Gene Ontology annotation, biological process: tRNA methylthiolation. Gene Ontology annotation, molecular function: 4 iron, 4 sulfur cluster binding; tRNA (N(6)-L-threonylcarbamoyladenosine(37)-C(2))-methylthiotransferase activity.
AUGUAUAAUAAAAUUAAAAUUCUCAGUUUUUUUUGUUUGGCUGCUAGUGGAACAUAUUAUAUUUAUAGAUAUAAAAAAAAUGAACUGAAGCAUCUAUUACAUUUUUUACUUUUUAAAAGAAAAAAAGAAGAUAAGAAAAAUAAUAUUGAUAAUAUAAAAGAAGAUAAUUUAAAUGAAAAUAUAUCCACCAUAAAUGAAGAAAAUAAAUCAAAUUCUACAGAAGCAAAUAUCUUGAAUGAAAAUGUAUCAGUAAUAACUAAAGAAGAGGAAUCAGAUUUUAUUGAAAUAAAUAAUUUAAAUGAAAAUGAAAAACUUCAAGACACAGAAGAAAAUGAUGUAAAUACAAAGAAAAUGAAACAUUCAUCAGAUGAUGAAAAUAUAAUGACAGAUGUAGAAGAUAUAAAUAAUAUUAAUGAUAGAACAAAUUACACAGUUGUUCAAAUAAAAAAAAGAAAUAAUAAAAAAAAUAACGCAAAAGAAAUUUCAAAAGAAGAAGAAGAGGAAGAAAUAAAUGGAAAAAAAGAAAUAAAGGAUAAUUAUAAUUAUAAAGAAAAUAAUAUAAUAAUACCAGAAAAUUAUAAAAUAUAUUUUAAGUCAUUUGGUUGCGCACAUAAUAGUUCAGAUUCUGAAUUUAUGAUGGGUUUAUUAAGUAAUUAUGGAUUUAAAUUCGUUAAAAAUAUUGAAGAUUGUGAUAUUUGUAUUAUUAAUAGUUGUACUGUAAAAAACCCAAGUGAAGAAAGUAUGAAAACAAUAAUUAAUUAUGUAAAAAAGUUAAACAAUUCUAUUAAUAAUAAAACGAAAAAUUCAAAGAAUUUAGAAUAUUUGUCUACUUCAUCAUCUGGAUUUUCUGAAUUUGAAGAUAAUGAUUGUGAAAACAAAGGGACAAAUUAUUCUACUAAUAAUUCUUAUGCAUGUUCUGAUAAUAAGAAAGAUUGUGCUUGUAAUAUAAAAAAUUACAAUGAAAUAAAUGAUAAAUCGGAUAUAUUGGGAAAAAACACAAAUAAUGAAAAAAGUGAUGAAUUAAUAGGUAUCAAGAAAAAAAAGAAAAUAAUAAAAAGUAAUAAAAAAAAUAUCAAAAUUAUUGUUUGUGGAUGCGUUCCACAAGCAGAAAAAGAUAUGAAGAUUUUUGAAAAUAUUUCUUUAGUUGGAGUAAAUAAUAUUGAUAAAAUAGUAGAUGUUGUGGAAAAUGUUAUAAAUGGAUAUAAUGUAAAAUAUUUAAGAACUAGUAAAAAAAUGACUUCUCUAAAUCUUCCGAAGAUAAGAAAAAAUAAAUUUAUUGAAAUUAUAAAUAUUAAUAAUGGAUGUUUAGGAAAUUGCACAUAUUGUAAAACAAAAUUCGCGAGAGGUGACUUAAUGAGUUAUGAAAUAAACGACAUUAUUGAUAGAGUAAAAUAUGUUUCUAAUGAAGAAAAUAUAAAAGAAAUUUGGUUAACAUCAGAAGACACCGGUGCAUAUGGUAUCGAUUUAAACACAGAUAUUGUAAAACUAUUAAAACGGUUAUUAGAUAGUGUUCAAAAUGGAGAUGUUAUGAUAAGACUAGGAAUGACUAAUCCUCCAUAUAUUUUAAAACACAUUAAAGAUAUAUGUAAUUUAUUGAAACAUAAAAAUAUGUAUGAAUUUAUUCACAUACCAGUUCAAAGUGGUAGUAAUAAUGUCUUAAAAAAUAUGAACAGAGAAUAUAAUAUUGAAGAUUUUAUAUUUUUAGUAGAUAAUUUAAGAAAAUAUGUUCCAAAUAUAACUAUAUCCACUGACAUUAUAUGUGGAUUUCCAUAUGAAACUGAAAAAGAUCAUAAUGAAACAGUUAAUUUAAUUAAAAAAUAUAAAUUUCCUAUUUUAAAUAUUUCUCAAUUUUACCCUAGAAGUGGCACUGUAGCAUUUAAUAUGAAAAAAAUUAAUACCAAAAUUGUUAAAAAGAGAUCUAGAGAAGUCACCGAUGCUUUUCUAUCAUAUAAUAGUAAUUAUAACUAUUUAAAAGGAACAAUUCAAAAAGUAUUAUUCACUGAAUUGUCUACUAAAAGUGAACAUAUAAUAGGUCAUACAAAACAAUAUGUUAAAGUACUUUUACCAAAUAAACGCAAUGAAAAUAUUCAUUUGUUAGGUCAUUUUUCUUUAUGCAAAAUAACUUCAACUCAUAAAUGGCAUGUUGUUGCUGAAUUGCAAUCUUAA